AAAAUAACACCCACAAACAGAUAAAAAAAAAACAAUUUCCAGUUCAAUUCCAAUUACGAAACAGUUGCGGGCAGUUUCAGCCACUUCUUUGAUUUAAAAAAAUUCAAUUUUUCUAUUAAAAUAUGGCAAUGCAGAGAGAAGCACCGGAGUUCAAACGAUGUUGUUUUUGUAUACCCUUGAGAAGAGGAUUGAUAGCUUGGGGAUAUGUUAAACUGAUACUGGACCUCUUGGUGUUAGCAUACCUAUCACUGAUGUUUUUCUGGUUGGCUCACUAUGGUUUAAGAUUCGUGUCUGUGUAUAUGUUGACGUAUAUAUUUAUUGCUGUUUGCUCAUUUCUUGAUACCGCAUUCAGUAUCGUCUUCAUUGUGGCUGGACAUAAGAAAAGUAUCAAGUUGCUGAAAGUCUCAUACGUGUACAACAUAGUAUGGCUGGGAUUCUUGGUACUCGGAAACUCCUUCACGCUAUAUACGGAUUUGAAAUUCUUAUACAAAAUGUGGUCAUACAUGAAAGACCAUAAGUACAUAGUAUUGGAAAUUCUUGCAAGUUCUGCACUGGCAACUAGCACCGUAUUUAUACAAAUUUAUGUAAUCUUACUGAUACGGAGUGAAAUCAGUAAGCUACAAAAUCAAACGCUAGAAAUGCAGUUCACAAAUCACGUAGCCGCAGAACCACUGUGCACGCUUCGCAACGAGUCUGACUGCACAGAAAAGAAAUUGCACGGUGAAGAAAAAGGGAAGAUUGACAUUUGAAGCUCCUGUGAACUAAUAGAUGUUUGAAAUUGGAUCGCUUCCACACAUACUGCCUAACAAACAAACUAUAUCUUAGCCUACGACAAAUGCGUACAUAUAACUUUCACAAAAAACAAAAACAAAAUAGUAAAUAGUUAUAGUAUAGGAGUAGAAAAUGUCCAUAGAGUGCACCAGGUUAAGGAUCUUGGGAUUACUUUAGAUGAAAAGCUUACUCUUGACCAACAUGUCUACAUAAUUACAGCCAAAGCUUAUAGAAUGUUAGGUUUCGUUCUUAGGGUAGCCAAACCUCUAAAAAAGUCUUCAUCUUACCUGUUGCUAUACAACUCUUUAGUUCGUCCCUGUCUUGAAUAUUCAUCCCAAAUCUAGAACCUUCAUUAUCAAAUCUACAGGAAUGCGAUUGAGGCUAUACAAAAACGGUUCCUGAGAGCUCUUCACUAUAGACUGACUCAUGCUCGAAUGUCAUACGAUAAGCUCCUUGAGCGGUACAAAGUUAAAACUCUGACUAGCAGGCGUGACGCUCAGGACGCAAUUGCUUUGUUCAACAUAAUGCAGGGGUCAUUAUAAUUGUCCAGAACUGCUAGAGUGUAUUGGUUUCCGUGCUCCAACCUACAGGACACGAACAAUAUCCCUGUUUGCAUUACCUAAUGUGUCGAGUAACGCUGGAGUCCGUGCUCCGCUUCGCAGAAUGUGUCAAAACUACAACGAAAGCCUGGUCUCGGUUGACAUUUUUAAUAAUAACCGUGCUAAUUUCAAACGCAAAGUGAAUUCACUAUUAUGAAGUCUAUAAUUAGGUUCCUUGUAAGUUGCCUCCUUUUAAUAGAAAAUAUACACGUAUAGUUCCUUGCCUCGUCUUCUAACUGUGAGUAUUAACUCAAUUUUUACUAUGCUCGUAUUAACACUGUAUCUUUGAGUAACAUUAAGUAUCAUAUUGUUAGUGUAUCUUAGUUUAGUGCCUAUUAAGAUCUAUCAUUGUAUACCAUUGCCCUAUGACAAUGCCACUCAGAUACUAUUGGCUAUAAAUCUUAGUGGGAAUUGUCUCAGGAUGUAGGUUGUACCUAUUAUUGUGUAUUUCAAUAUCUUCUUAACUGUAUGACCUUCCUAUGUCUGUUUUUUUUCCCAAUAAAGAAAAUAAAAUAAAAUAAAAAUUAGC
Leguminivora glycinivorella is the source of this 1899-nucleotide messenger RNA. RefSeq lists its product as uncharacterized. The transcript has 4 exons. NCBI's taxonomy places the organism in Eukaryota, Metazoa, Arthropoda, Insecta, Lepidoptera, Tortricidae. The coding region runs from base 123 to 749 and encodes 208 amino acids. The record is from RefSeq and is a predicted model, not a curated record.